UCAACCACAAUAUCCAUCUGGCUUCCCCUGUAUAUAUACAAGUCAAGAACACCAGCCAUUCUUCACAAUCCCAAAAACAAAAUCUACAAAAACCCAUUGUUUUGAUUGAUCGAUCUAGCUUCUAAUUCAGAUAAUCUGAUAUGGGUAUUCGAUUUCCAUCAAUGGUUACUCAAGCUAAGCAAAUGUUGAAGCAGCAACAACAAUCUUCUCUGACAAAGAAGAUGAUGUUGUCAGAUGUUCCAAAAGGGUAUUUAGCUGUUUAUGUUGGAUCAGAAGCUGAUCAAAUGAAGAGAUUCAUAGUUCCAAUUUCGUACUUGAAUCAUCCUGCAUUUCAAGAUUUGUUAGUUCGAUCUGAGGAGGAAUUUGGUUUCAAUCAUCCUAUGGGUGGAUUAACUAUUCCUUGUAGAGAAGAAGCUUUUUUAGAGAUCACUUCUCGACUUAGUCAUUCAUGGUAGAGAUUAGAGAAGAUGGUGGAGAUAAAAAAUGUCUCUUUUCUUCUUCUUUUUUUUUCUAAAAUUUUCUGAUUUCUAUUAUAUUUGUAGAUUAA
Molecule: messenger RNA, 547 nt
Organism: Impatiens glandulifera
Lineage: Eukaryota; Viridiplantae; Streptophyta; Magnoliopsida; Ericales; Balsaminaceae
Product: auxin-induced protein 15A-like
Exons: 1
Coding region: 141-455 (104 amino acids)
Biological process (GO): response to auxin
Source: RefSeq, a predicted model, not a curated record